GUUGCGUUCCAGGGCGAGCUAUCGCGCAGCAGGCACAGCGCCCUACAACGCCCGGCCGUGCAAACUAACCUUCGGAUCAGAUGGAGACGCCGGCGGCGGACUCCUCCGGCGGCGACCGCUACAGGUCCCACCUGGCUGGCGAGGGCGAGAAGCACACCGUGUGGCGGCACGGCGCGCCGCCCUCGUACGACGCCGUGAACGCGCUCUUCGAGGCCGAGCGCACGCAGGAGUGGCCGGCGGGGUCGCUGGAGGAGAUCGUGCAGAACGCGAUCAAGACGUGGGAGAUGGAGCUGUCGCACAAGGCGCGGCUGUCGGACUUCAAGUCCGUGAGCCCCGGCAGGUUCAGGCUGUCCGUGAACGGCGGGCGGGCCCGGAGCGGGGAGGAGACGCUGGCCGUGGGCAGCUACAACGCGCUGCUGGACAGCCCGCUCCUGGCGCGCGCGGGCGCGUACGACGCCUCCGCCGAGACGUUCCGGUCCUCGCACGACCUGUUCCGCGCCGCGUUCCCGCGCGGCUUCGCGUGGGAGGUGCUCAAGGUCUACUCCGGCCCGCCGCUGCUCGCCUUCAAGUUCCGGCACUGGGGCCACAAGGAGGGGCCCUACAAGGGCCACGCCGCCACCGGCGACAAGGUCGAGUUCUUCGGCGUCGCCGUGCUUAAGGUGGACGAUGAGCUGCGGGCGGAAGACGUGGAGGUAUACUACGACCCGGGCGAGCUUUUGGGAGGCCUUCUCAAGGGGCCCAAGGUGGCUUCCUCCGAGGAGGACCGCCGCGAGGCCGCUGCCGUGUCGGCGUCAGGUGCUGUCCCGCCGCCGCUAGCUUGCCCCUUUCUCAACCCCGGGAAGCCACAGUGAUCAACCAGCACCCCCCAUUUAUGUAGCGGUUUGGUGAAUAAGUGAAAGCUUAAAUGACGGUGUUCCUGGUCGUCCAUGGACAUCACUGAGGGUACUUGUACCCCAUUGAUUAAUUGAUGUUUCAUGACCAGAAGAAAUUGUUCGCGUAAUAAUUGUGAGAUAUUCCUUCACCAAAAAAUAAUAAAAAAUAAAGCAACGCGUAAUUGUU
Zea mays is the source of this 1059-nucleotide messenger RNA. RefSeq names its product pathogen-related protein. The record is from RefSeq and is marked validated. NCBI's taxonomy places the organism in Eukaryota, Viridiplantae, Streptophyta, Magnoliopsida, Poales, Poaceae.